GAUCCCUGCCCUGGUUUUCGGGCUCCCAAGACUGGCGUGUCCCGUUUGCUCUGUGCGCUUUGGAAAGACACUGCAAACUCUCGCUUGGCUCCCUACGGCUUCUGCUACGGAGCCCUUUGAUUUUUAGAUCUUGGGCUCAGUACUCAUUUCUCCCCAGGGUGUCCUGAAAUUGAAUUUUUAACUUUAAAUACUGAGCGAUAAUCCUGGCCCAGUAAUUGGAAAAACUGGCAUCAGUUUCCUUCUGCUGCGCAAAGCAAGCCCAAUGCUACUUUCAGCCUGUUACUUGCCAGCUUAAGGAGUUUAUAACCCUCGUAGGUGCUUGAGGUGGUAAUGUGACCUAAAUGAGACCAAACAUCAAGUUGUUAAAUUAGCACAGACAGGAAUCCAGCGGCAAGCUUUCUUUGAAAGACUCAUUAGCAUGUUACCCUGAACUAUGAGACGGCUGAGGGAUUCAUUUCUGAGAAUCCUUCAAGGUUUCUCAACAAGCUGCUGCUGCAGAUCUAUAUUUGACUAUAGGGAUAAAUCCUAAAAUCUAUGCUUGCCAGUAAGGUCAAGGCAGCCAGCGGAGAUAUAUUGAACCACACUGUCAGAGGCAGACAUUUCAGGCCAAACUCAUUCCUGGUGCAGCACUGCUAAUUCCUUUGAAGUAACACGAGGGAUGAAUUUAGUCCUUCAUGUUGAAAGAUAUAUCAAUAGGAAGCAAUUUAGAUUGGGCCACUUAAAGUGCAUGUGAUACAAAAAAGAGAGAGAGACUGCGGAGUAAUGCUUUAAGGGUUCAGAGGUUGAUCUGUAUAAGCUAGUAGGUUGUAGCAUUGCUGUCCCAAGGGAAACUUGGGGGAAUGGAAAUUGCCUUUUAUGGCUGAGCUUCAGGUUAACAGGAGAGAGGAAAGAAGUUUUAGGAUUACUGUGUAAAUCGACCCGUGUUACAGGCUGCCCCUCCAAGUUACAUUUCAGCUAUACAAUGGCACAUCACCUGACUCUCUUCCCCAGUUACCUGGGAACACAGCCUUCAUCCGCUUUCUCUUUUGCACACAAUGCAUGCACCAAAUAACGACAUUGUGUGCUGAGUUCUGACAUUGUAGUUGGGAAGGCAGAAAAAUCGGUAAUUCAGUUGUAAAAUCUUGUUGAAUAGUUCUUUAAAAACUUGAGAAUGGGAGAGGGUGUCCAUGAAAUGACUUUUCACUGAGAAGUCAUUUGAAUUGCUAGGCCCUGAAAGGGCUCAUAGCAGGGAGAAUGUAUUAACUUCUGUAGCUGUUAAUGAUCCUUAUUAAAUAUUUCUGUAGCUUUGGAGUUGCCUAGUGAUAGGCUGCUAAUCUUGUCCAGAAGAGAGUUGUUUGCCUGUUGUAAAUUGAAAAUGAAUAUUUCAUUAUUUUCUAAUGGGUGGGAGGUGUAUCAAUGGAAGAUUUGGUCAUUCAGCUAUUGCAGCCGCCUGUCCCUGGGGAUCGGUCUCACCUGGUGUCUCUCUUGGCAUUUCAGAGUAGCUGCUGGAAGGCCGCCCUGCCGUAGCCGCUGACGCUAUGGAAGACCGAAUCCGCUGCUCUCGGCUGUAGGAUGGUAGCGCACAGCAAGGUGUCAGCAGAUAAUGCACUUGGAGCAGACCCUAGACGGCUUCUUGACCCUCCGGCACGGGAUCGCUCGCAGGCACGAGGCUUCCAGGGCCCCGGCCGGCCUGGCACUGUGCAGGCACAGGGCAACACACACUUCCGAACCUUUCGCUCCCAAGCGGAUUUCAGUAGCAUCACUCGAGCCAGCAGCCUGCUGGAUGCCUGUGGCUUCUAUUGGGGGCCUCUGACUGUCAGUGCUGCCCACGAGAAGCUUAAGUCUGAGCCCGAGGGCACCUUCCUCAUCAGGGACAGCACACAAAAGAAUUGCUUCUUUGCCAUCAGUGUCAAGACUGCGACUGGGCCCACCAGUAUCCGGAUUAACUUUCAGACCGGGCGCUUCAGCCUGGAUGGCAGCAAAGAGACUUUUGACUGUCUUUUUAAACUGCUGGAACAUUACCUAAGCUCCCCGAGGAAGGUACUGGUUACCCCGCUUCGCAAGGUCCGGGUGCAACCACUGCAGGAGCUCUGCCGGAAAAGCAUCGUGAAGACUUUUGGAAGAGAGAACUUAAAUCAGAUCCCACUCAAUCCUGUUUUAAAGGACUAUCUGAAAUCCUUCCCAUUUCAGAUAUAACUGCAGCAUUAACUGUAUAGGGACACAUUAGACAUGUGUAACGAAAUCCAGCUUCCUGGGUUUUUAAAUAUGUUUGACAGUGAGCAAACUUAUUUUUGUAGCAAUUUACUGUAUUUUGAGAUAGAACCUGAACACUUGACUUCUUAUGUUUACAUAAACUGUUUGCACAAACCUGGGGUUUUAAAACCCUGGCAUAAUUUUUCUGCCAAGCAGAAUAUUUUACUAUUUUAUAAUAUUUUUAAUUAUAUUAACAUAAUAAACUUUAUUGUCACAGUUUUUA
Molecule: messenger RNA, 2455 nt
Organism: Cyanistes caeruleus (blue tit)
Lineage: Eukaryota; Metazoa; Chordata; Aves; Passeriformes; Paridae
Source: RefSeq, a predicted model, not a curated record